Musa acuminata subsp. malaccensis (wild Malaysian banana) is the source of this 1245-nucleotide messenger RNA. Its product is annotated as transcription factor JUNGBRUNNEN 1. Gene Ontology annotation, molecular function: DNA binding. Gene Ontology annotation, biological process: regulation of DNA-templated transcription. Lineage: Eukaryota; Viridiplantae; Streptophyta; Magnoliopsida; Zingiberales; Musaceae. The record is from RefSeq and is a predicted model, not a curated record.
CCUAAAACGUUCGGAUAAGGGGGAGAGGAGGGAAGAAGACGUAAGUGUGAUCAUGGAGGAGAGGAGGGAGACGAGUGGAGAGCAGCAGGUGGCAGUAGAGGAGGAGGAGGAGGAUGUGGUGCUUCCGGGAUUCCGGUUUCAUCCCACGGAUGAAGAGCUUGUGGGGUUCUAUCUGCGGAGGAAGGUGGAGAAGAAGGGUUUCAGCAUAGAGAUCAUCAAAGAGAUAGACAUCUACAAACAUGAUCCAUGGGAUCUUCCAAAGGUCAUAUCUGCUGGAGAGAAGGAAAGGUACUUCUUUUGCUUGAGGGGUCGGAAGUACAGGAACAGCAUAAGGCCUAACAGGGUCACCAGAUCCGGAUUCUGGAAGGCCACCGGUAUCGACCGGCCGGUCUGUUCCGAUACCGGCGACUGCAUCGGCCUCAAGAAGUCCCUCGUCUACUACAAAGGAAGCGCAGGCAAGGGCACCAAGACCGAAUGGAUGAUGCACGAGUUCCGCCUUCCUUCCAAGAACACCAGCAACACCAGUCUCAGCAUGCAAGAAGCGGAAGUAUGGACGAUAUGUCGAAUCUUGAAAAGAAAUGGCGUCUGUCACAGAAAAAGCCCACCAAAGUGGAAAGAAUCAAAUAACACCAAAACCCAAGCUGAUUCGAGUUCGAAAACUAGCAGCUUCGAAUCCGACAGUGGAAACGAGACCAUGUUCUUCGCCGCCUCAAGCUACCUUCAGGGAGGAGUGAUGUACGUUAGCAACUGCUACGCUGAGCGGGAGCAAAUGUAUGGAAGCCAAUGGAACUCGAUAGCACAAGCUCCCAUGGCCGCGUUGCGCUCCGACGUAGCGUCGAGUCCUAACGUGAAUGACAUCUUCGGAGACGGCAACUGGGAUGAGCUUGGGAGGAUCAUGGAGUCCAUGACAGACCAAGACAUGGCCUCUUGUUGUAGAUACACUUGAAGUGAAGACCAGAGAUCAUCGAAACAAGGAACACAGAGAGUGAAUGGAUGAUGAUUCCUUGUGAUCUUACCCAAGACUGGGGAAUAGCAUACGGAGCUCCUUGUUUUAUUGGGACGAUUGAUCUGAUGAUACCUGCAAAACAAUACUCAAUCAGUUUGCUAAACCUGAACGAGUGAAAGAUACAAUACUGUUGGUAUAGAAAUGCAGUUUAACCUUUCUUCACUCUCCUUUUAUAUAAUUAAUGUUCCUUUUGUUCUUCGUCAGUAAGAGAUGUUUCUCAUCAUACUUUUCUCGUUCUA